This is a messenger RNA of Ipomoea nil (Japanese morning glory), 1317 nucleotides long. RefSeq names its product zinc finger BED domain-containing protein RICESLEEPER 3-like. The transcript has 6 exons. Lineage: Eukaryota; Viridiplantae; Streptophyta; Magnoliopsida; Solanales; Convolvulaceae. Gene Ontology annotation, molecular function: DNA binding. The record is from RefSeq and is a predicted model, not a curated record. Bases 1 to 1317 code for a protein of 438 amino acids.
AUGGAUGUUGUGGCCAUAUCAUUUGCACUGACUGAGGCAGAGAUAUACGCUGAAAAGACGGAUGCACUAGCUCUAGCUCUGGUGAUUGACGAUGUGGGGCCCUCCGGUGCAGCAGGUACCGAUGAUGCGACGGCGGCUGGUGCACUCAGCGAUGACGAGAUUUGGGCCAAUCUGGGGAAUUUAGAUGCGGUUGACGCGGUUGUUACAGCCGCUCAGCAGGAAAAAGUUAGCGAUGAGGAACUCCCUCGGAGGUUGUGUCUGGAGUGGAUGGAAAGUAUUAGUGGUUUAUCUGGAAGUCAACCUGAGGUGGAAGCCACAACCGUAGAGACAAAUACAUCUCAGUCUCAGCAGCCUUUGCCUCCACCUGUUCCCAAGAAAAGGAAAGUGGUUGAGACCAGAUCUCUUGUAUGGGAUCACUUUGAAAAAAUCAAAGACUCUGAAGGCAUUGUUGUCAAGGGAAAAUGUUUAUACUGUGCUAAGAUAUAUUGUUGUGAGUCCAAGAUGCAUGGCACUUCUUCUCUCAGGAUUCAUGUGGUAAACUGCCUUAAGAAUCCUCAGUCUAAGGAUACAAGGCAGUCAUUGCUUACUUUCCAACAUGAACCUUCUUCUGCUGGAACUGAAAGUAGUGAAGGAUCAGAAGGUGUGUUAGGUACUUGGGUAUUUGACCAAGACUUGAUAAGGAGGGCCUUAGCUGAGAUGAUUAUUCUGGAUGAAUUGCCUUUUAGGAUAGUUGAGGGACAGGGGUUUAGAAAGUUUGUGUUUGUUUGCUGUCCUAGGUUUAAAAUCCCUUCAAGAUGGACUAUCAGUAGGGACAUUUUUAAGAUUUUUUCUGAUGAGAGACUCAACUUGAAGAAGUUCUUUAGGACUAGUAGUCAGAGGGUUAGUAUCACAACUGAUACAUGGACCUCAGUCCAGAGAAUAAACUACAUGUGCAUAACUGCACAUUUCAUUGACAGUGAGUGGAAGCUCCAAAAGAAAAUCAUUUCAUUUGUUCCUAUCUAUUCCCACAAGGGUGAAAGUAUUGCAAAGGCUUUAGAAAGUUGUCUUAUUGACUGGGGUCUAAAAUCAGUUUUCAGUGUCACAGUUGAUAAUGCUUCUAGCAAUGAUACUGCCCUAGGAUUCUUAAAGAAAAAGUUUGUGUCAUGGGGUUGUACUGCUGUUAGGAGUAAGUACUUGCACAUGAGGUGCAUUGCUCACAUCCUUAACUUGGUGGUACAGGAUGGGUUGAAAGAAUCUGAUAGUGCUGUUAAAAAAGUGAGGGAUGCUGUUAGGUAUGUGAGAGCUCACCUGCUAGGCUUCAAAGGUUUAGGAAGCUAG